This is a messenger RNA of Suillus bovinus, 1392 nucleotides long. RefSeq lists its product as uncharacterized. Gene Ontology annotation, biological process: protein phosphorylation. The coding region runs from base 1 to 1392 and encodes 463 amino acids. NCBI's taxonomy places the organism in Eukaryota, Fungi, Basidiomycota, Agaricomycetes, Boletales, Suillaceae. The record is from RefSeq and is a predicted model, not a curated record. The transcript has 11 exons. Gene Ontology annotation, molecular function: protein serine/threonine kinase activity; ATP binding.
AUGCAGCCAAACCCCUUUCAUUCUGCCGCUAAAUGGAUUACCAAACUAACUGGGAAAGCCAAGGCUGCACUUGACGAGAAGCUCGAGGCCAAAUCAAAAAAGAGAAAGAAUGAUGACAGUGCCAGUGUGGACAGCACACAGCCAAAGAAGUCCACUCGCGCCCUCUUGUGCUUGAGUUACUGGAGCUGGCUGGGUCUGGUGAAGAACGAAGACAUUUUAGCUGUUAGCAACCUCGCGGAUGUUGUAUGGGUGUGGGUAUAUUGCCGAUACCAGCACUCCAAGUUCACCACCAAAAAAAUAAGUGAUGCAGGGGAAAGUGCUAUGAUUCACAAGCAGACUGCAGAGGCACAGUGUAGAAUGGGACUCCCUGCUCAAACAUAUGAGAUGCCCCCAUCAACACCCCCUCAAAAGCUUCGGACUCUGGAUGUUGCAGUUGUAUCUCCAGACAUUAUCGCAAUUCGUCACGCACUUCAAGCACAAGCUACACCUAUAUCCCAACCAAACUUAACCUCUUUCACUCUUCGCACAUUCAAGGCACUGCUACGGAUUAUCCCACCAAUAUCACUUUCUGCUUUGAUUGCUGAUCCAAGUGCUUCUGAUGUCCCAAAUAUGACCAUCCCUCCAAUGCAAGCAACACUUUUUUUCAAUCCCCAAAGCAAGCCCAAGUAUGGAGCAUUCAAAGCAGCACAAUUUGGCUUUCUUGAGAAGGCUAUCCUUGGACCGUCUGGAUCUGACUCAACUUGCAUCUGCUUAAAGCAGUGUUACUACCAAACUGACAAAUGCAGCAUAUGGGCAGGAGCACUUAUGGACCAGGUUCAGCAAUAUGUCGCCACGGAGCUAGUGACUUGUGGCACCCCUCCCUUCAAUAUUACAAAUAUCUGCUUCGUACACAUUGCUCUUGCCACUAUUGAGGACGCUAGUGUUACUCGCACUUAUCUGAUUGAAGAGUUCAUUGAUGAGUCUACACAUGGGAAAUUCACCAAGUACAUAUCCAAUGAUUCACCUUCCCCACUGCAACACCUCGAUGCUAGAUCAAGUGAAAUAGCCCAGUACCUGUCAUUUGUGCAACACGUCCAAUAUAUCAAGACAAAGAAACUUGCUUAUGUCGCCGAUUUUCAAGGCUUGUCUUUAUUUUGUGGAAGGAAUAUUUUGACUGAUCCUCAGAUUAUGACCUCACCUGAUCUUUCAGGACACCUGUUUGCGGAUGGAAACUUGGCAUCUGCAUUUGCAUCUUUUGCGGAGAAGCACCAGUGCAACAUUGCAGGCAGUCGAAAGGCUGGGUCAGGUUAUUGGUUGUUCCAAACAAUGUCAGAUGAGAGAGAGUCUGGUGGCAAAGUUGAUGACUUUGGUGAAAGGAGCAUGGUACUAGGGACUCGUGAUAACAUUUCAUGA